This is a messenger RNA of Oncorhynchus keta (chum salmon), 2726 nucleotides long. RefSeq names its product cytoskeleton-associated protein 2-like. Gene Ontology annotation, biological process: negative regulation of microtubule depolymerization. The coding region runs from base 426 to 2213 and encodes 595 amino acids. The record is from RefSeq and is a predicted model, not a curated record. Lineage: Eukaryota; Metazoa; Chordata; Actinopteri; Salmoniformes; Salmonidae. The transcript has 7 exons. Gene Ontology annotation, cellular component: microtubule cytoskeleton.
UCAAUAAAGCAGCAUGUAGGUGAUUCUGAAGUUGGAUUACCGUUAGGGCGUUAAUCAGUCUAUACAUUUUUUUUUAUACAAGUUAUAUCAAAUGUUGUCUUCCUCUCUGGUCUGGGUGUAGCAGUCAGACAGUAUUUUAGGAAUUAUAUUAUGGUUCAAACAUUCAAAAGUACAGACGUACGCCUUCAUCACAGAUGAACCCGCCCACACCCUCCUCCAAAUUGUCCUAUGACCUAAUCUCGAGACAUUCGAUUGGCUAAAUUGAGUUUUCCCGACAACAUCUCGACCAAUCUCAUUUUCCGUAAUACAGCGCCAACGUUGAAUCGGGGUUUGUUUUGAGAGGGACGUUUUAGCUUUUGCCUGGCGGUUUUUAUUUUAGUCUACAAUACAUUGAAUCAGAAGGGGGUCUGCCAUUUGUGACACCAAUGACAAUGGAUACAGUUACACGAAAGAACACCGACUUCAAAAAGGGUAACAAAGAGAAUGCCAGACCUGCAAGUGGACCCACUAAGUCCUUUACCAGAGUUGCUCCUACUAAAACAGUGGCAGCUCCAUCUGCCCCUCUGCAUUCCAAGAGCAAUAAAAAGGAGGACUUGGGAAAGGGAGAAGAUGCUCUGAAGAAGGUCAAGAUGGCAACAGCUGGCGAUCCAAAGAGACGCAACACUUUCAGCCAAACCUUACUCACCAAACAGGCUGUCAGACAGAGAAAACUGAUUGCAGAGGCCUCAGAGCCAGCUACCGUCCCAGCUAAACCUGUCCCUGGCACCUACAAAGGCAAGGUUGUCCAAUCCAAAAUAAGCUCCUUCAGGAAGCCUAGUGGCCUGGAGGGAGGUGUAGAAAGCAAAGCUGCUACCAAAACCUCGGCACCCAAAGCUGAAAGCCAAAAGCCUGGGAAUUUGACAAAGAUCAGGCCCAAAGCUGUUGCUGACUUGCCUCAGCGUUCCAUGUUCAAGCCCCCUCAAAUAUGUCAACCCUCAAAAUCCAAGUCUGUGUCCAAUGGGCCUCCUCCAGUCUCCAAGUGCCCAGCCACAUGCCGUCCAACAGGCUUUUGCUCCGCAGUCCCUCCUGCCAGAAUGGCUCUACUUACCACAGCUCUCCAAAGUUCCAGUAGGUCUGCCAUGACAUCAAAGGGGAAAGAGCUGCCACAGAGAACCAAGCCUAAGAUGACAACUGACAAAGUUCGCAAGCCUCCGGUUGCCAGCACCCUAAGCCAGUACAGGGCUAACACAGAGACUGCUGAAGAGAAAAGAGCAAAGCUGGCGGAGUGGCUGGCAUCCAAGGGAAAGACUCUGAAAAGGCCUCCCAUAUCGGCAGUGGCACUCCCAAAGUAUAAACCAGUUGUGCAGCCCGAGCCUGAAGUCGACGCAGUAUCCACAGCCUUCUCAACACAAAAAACCAAUGUUGAGCCUCAUUUCUCUGAUCAGACAUCACAACAACCUGGUCCUGAGCCUGAACCAACUGUUCGGCCUAAAAAUGACCAGGUGGUCCCUGAGCAGGAGGCAGCCUGUGCCUCAACUCCACUGAUAAUGAACACGACGCUGGACUUGCUUGACAACUCUGAUACAUAUUUUCUCCCUAUUGAUCCAGAGGUUCAAAUGAAUGAUGUUGUGGUCAACCUUUGUGAUGCUUUGGAGGCAUUGGAGACGCCCUCAGCAAGUGUGGAUAAGCCACAUGAGAAAAAGGAAUCUGAAGAGAAAAUUGUGGAGGUUGAGACAAAUUAUGGAUUUGAAGAGAGGAAUGAGUUUGCUGAGAAUAAUUUUGACAGGUCUGAGGAAGUGAAAAGUGAAGUAGGAGAGGGAGCUUCAGAGCAGAAAGUAAGGAAGGGUUAUAUUGAGGAAGUUGAUAGUGAUUAUGAUGACGAAUGCUUGAUGGAGACUACACCAGAGGGAGCCUCCAUAGUGAAAUACAAUCUGAAGACAACUCCAUACCUUCAAAGUGUUAAGAGAACAAUCAACACUGAAGCAUGUGCAAGUGGUUCCAAGCGAAAAAACACCAUCAAGGAUCUGAAGUUCCUGACACCAGUCCGUCGUUCCUGUCGUAUCCAGCGCAAGUCAUCCCACCUGCCUGGGAUGCUGACAGACCACGACACCUGUGUGUCCUCACUGGCAGAGCUGGUGAAUCUGGACGACGAUGCCAGCGCUUACAUCUACAGGAGGAACCCUGCUCUCCUGGAGGACCUGCCUGACCAUCCCAAAGACCUGGAGAGGAUCUGAGUCUUUGGAUGAGUGGGACGAGGAGGCCUGAAAAUGAAUAGAAAGAAUAUGGAACUGAUGGGCACUUUACAAAGGGGUUUUAAAAUAAUGAAAAUAGAUUAUUUGCUGUUUUACCAUCCAUAAUGGUUGUUAAUCCAAAUUGUGAUAAUAUGGGCUUUGUGUGGCAAGAUUUACUAAUACAGUAAGACUGGGUGCCUCAAUUUGGCAUGCCUUUUGUUUUCUGUUAGUUGUUACUUCUCAUAAGGAAGGGACAUUUGCCAUAGCUUGAUCUGCUACAUCUUCACUUUUAUUCGCUGUAUGCAUUCUCUCUGCUGUCUUACUGUGUUUGUUUUAUGAAUGUAUUGUUUAUUUUAAUGCAGAGUUGAUCAUUUAUCUAUCACUAGGUUUUACCAUAGAUAAAUUACGUACAACACACCUUUUAUCACCUUCAAAUCAUCUGGUAGGAAAUAAACAAAUGUGUGUUGUACAUCCAGGAAAAGUGACACGAUUCAAUAAAAUUAUACCAAAAUGGUU